Molecule: messenger RNA, 1795 nt
Organism: Ceratosolen solmsi marchali
Lineage: Eukaryota; Metazoa; Arthropoda; Insecta; Hymenoptera; Agaonidae
Gene: Imp
Product: IGF-II mRNA-binding protein
Exons: 7
Coding region: 47-1795 (582 amino acids)
Molecular function (GO): RNA binding
Source: RefSeq, a predicted model, not a curated record
GCGUGUGGUGCGUGCGUGCGUGCGGGCGCGCAAGUGUUGUGUGUAAAUGCCGUGGAAGGAAACGCAAGACUCACAGAUGCGUGACUACGCCAGCAUCGGCGGCUCCGGGGCGAAGAUCCUGGUGGGCAAUCUGCCAGCUCACGUUAGAAUCGAGGACGUCGAGCAGCUCUUCUCGAACUAUGGACAAAUACAAAACUUCGAGAAGGUGACGUCGCGCGAUCCUAGCACCCAAGCUUUCCUCGUCAGCUAUGAGACGCCAGACCAGGCACAGCAAGCCGCGAACCAGCUGAACGGUUACGAAUAUGAGGGCAAUCCCCUGAAAGUGGACAUGUCGACGGCGGAGAGUCGGCGUCGCGGACGCAGCCAACGAGGAGGUGUCGCCUUUUCCGGUCUACCGAGCUCCGGUCGUCAAACGGACUUCCCACUACGGAUUCUCGUCCAGUCGGAUAUGGUCGGCGCGAUAAUCGGUCGCCAGGGCUCGACCAUCCGGCAAAUAACGCAGAUGACCCGCGCCCGUGUGGACGUGCACCGCAAGGACAACCUCGGCUCCCUCGAGAAGGCCAUCACGAUCUACGGGAACCCGGAGAACUGCACGAACGCCUGCAAGAAGAUCCUGGAGGUGAUGCAUCAGGAAGCCAACAACACGAACAAGGGCGAGAUCACCCUGAAGAUCCUCGCGCACAACAACCUGAUAGGUCGCAUUAUCGGUAAAGGCGGCAACACCAUCAAGAGGAUCAUGCAGGACACUGACACUAAGAUCACAGUGAGCAGCAUCAACGACAUCAACAGCUUUAACCUCGAGCGCAUCAUCACCGUCAAAGGUAGCAUUGAGAAUAUGAGCAAAGCCGAGGCGUUGAUAUCCAGCAAACUUAGGCAGAGUUACGAGAACGACCUACAGGCAAUGGCGCCUCAAAGUAUGAUGUUCCCGGGUCUACACCCGAUGGCGAUUAUGUCGACGGCGAGUAUGGGAUACAGCUCGCGGGUACCGGCCCUAUACAACUCCGGCCCCGCGCCUUACUCUUACCAGGGUAAUCUCCAGGCCCAGCAGAGCGUACCGACGAGUGACGCCCCGGAGACGACGUUCCUCUAUAUACCGCAUCACAGUGUAGGCGCUGUCAUUGGUACCAAGGGCUCCCACAUCAGGAACAUAAUUCGGUUCUCCGGUGCGAGUGUCAAGAUCGCUCCCCUCGAGAUGGACAAUCCGCCUGAGCAGCAGGUCGAGAGAAAAGUCACCAUAGUCGGAUCGCCCGAGAGUCAGUGGAAGGCUCAAUACUUGAUCUUCGAGAAGAUGCGCGAAGAGGGCUUCCUGUCGGGUACCGAGGAAGUAAGGUUGACGGUAGAGAUCCUAGUACCCUCGGCUCAGGUCGGUCGGAUAAUCGGCAAGGGCGGCCAGAACGUGAGAGAGCUCCAGCGCGUCACCGGUAGUAUCAUCAAGUUAUCGGAACAGCAGUCGACGACACCCGCAGCCGACGAGGAGACGACCGUCCACAUCCUCGGGCCCUUCUUCUCCAUACAGUCAGCGCAGCGCAGAAUCCGCUCGAUGGUGAUGCAGCCUUCUGGUGCACCAGGUAGCGUGACGGGAGUGCUCGGGCUCUCCGGCUCGAGUCUCCCGGGCUCGAGAGCUGGACGCGGCAGUAGUCAAGAAGGAGGGAUACGCUCGCGCCGCGACGGCAGCACGACAUCCCAGCCCGGGGGCUGUGCCACCCCCCAGCAGCAGCAGCAGCAACAGCAAUCCAGCCAAUCGUCGCCCUCUUCGCAGCCUUCCUCGCAGACUCAGCAGCAGCAGAGCCAAUAA